GGCGCCGUUUCUUUUCUUCGUACUAAACGGGCAAGUGCGCGUUGGGAGAAUACGAGUCGUGAACAGUCUCGAAACUUUAGUGACUAACACUGUUUAACUUUAACCUUCAGGAGGAAUAUACAUCGGCGGUUUUCUAACUGGGUGAAGGUGGUGUUUUAAACCGAUUCGGUGUGUUUUAAACGUGUGUUGGACGCGUAAACAGCGUAAAAGAGGAGUUGUGGGUGGGUUUGACGGUUAUGGCAGCACCGCGACCCAUUAAAGGCAUCCUAAAGAACAAAUCCAGUAUCAAAGCGCGACCUGAAGAACCAGUUAAGGACACACCAGAACCAGCAGCCUAUAUAAACCCUGACGACGACCAACAGAAAAAGUCACAGAAAUGGGAUGAAAUGAACAUUUUGGCCACAUAUCACCCAGCAGACAAGGACUAUGGGUUGAUGAAGAUAGAUGAACCAAGCACGCCAUACCACAGGAUGGUCGGCGAUGACGAGGAUGAGGGGGCGCUCAGUGACUCGGAAGGAAAUACAGUCCUACCCGGAGAUGACCUCGCCAAAAAACUGGAAGCCGCAGUGGAGGGAGCUGAAUCUCGCUUCAUGAGGGACCAGGAGGAUGAGAGCAGUGAGGAAGAAGAGGAGGAAUUGAGUCCGGAGGAGCAAGUCAGAAAGAAGGAAUUCCAAAUGAUGAGAAAGAUGCAUUAUAAUGAAGGCCUGAACAUCAAACUAGCUCGACAGCUAAUCGCCAAUGAGCUGGAAGAGGAGGAAGAUGAAGACGAAGAAAUGAAGGACGACACAGAGGCCGAAGACAUCACUGUCGACCCACCUCAAGACGCUGAUUCUCUAGAUUCCUAAGAAUGUCAAGACUUGUCCUUCAACUCCUGCCUUGUCACAUGAACCUUUAAAAGGCACAGUGUUGUCACCGGUUCAGCGCCAGGAUUCCUUUCUACCUUGUGUAUUCCACCGACACUGCAAUGCCACACAUAUCAACCAGCUCCUUCAUUUGCCAAACGUUUCUUGUCAUCAUGCUAACAAAACAAGACUGUUAUCAGACAUUUUGAGGUCAGGGGUCCACCCUAUUCCUGGCUGAAGAGCAUGGGAGCUCCAUACCUAACAACCGCCAGGCUACCGAGAAGUGCGUUUGUUCCCAGCGCUACCUGAACAUGGCUGACGGUAGCAGAUCCACUUCAACAUGCCCUCCUUUAUCCUGAUCUAAUGACUUCCCGAAUGAAACGCACUGUUCUUGUUUCCAAACACCAGUUUGUUUUCAUUGAAUACCAACCAAUAAUGCAACUUAAAGGUGGUUUAGCAUGCACUGGUUGUAAGUUUGAGAUUUAAAUCAAGAGGACUGUGUGCUCUUUGAGUCGGCUGAUACACGUGUGUAGUGUUAAACUGCUCAUAUGAGUUUGGCUCUAUGCAUGGCUAACAAGACCAUGUUGAGUUAUAUUGGCACUAAUUAUAUCUGCUCUGUGUAUACAUUGAUGGGUAAGUAUUACUUAACAAUAAACUACUGAUCAAUAAAUUGAACCUUUUGAUUGUCUAUGUUGCUUUUCCAGAUUAAGACAACUGCUUUAAUAGAUGCUAAUGUUUUGGGUUGCCUUUUUUUCUAAAUGCCAUUCUGAAGUUUUGUUCUGUGAUCACUGUUUGAAUUAUACCAUAAUAAUUGAAUAAUUUUCCUGUAAUGUUUUGAUCAAUAUCUAAAUUCCACCUCAAAUAAUACAUAAUUUAUUGUCAUUUAUAUUCUUGAGUUAUUCUCACCCUCUGUUUUAUCACUUUAUAAUCAUGAAUUCUUGCUCACAGUAAAACGGGUGAAUUUUACAAAGUCCACCGUAUUUAAUUUGGCAUAUUUUAACUCGCAAAUCAAGUUAGAAUUGAAAAGGUUAUUAUUAAAUUAAUGCUAGUUGAAGAUUCCUCUCAUUGCUGCAAUGCAAAUAAUACUCUCAUCUUUGUUACUGUAAUACAAAAGAGAAUUUUUAAUGUAAAAAAAGUAUAUAUCAUGGUAGUAUGUGAUGCCUUUAUGCUGCUUAUACUGUACACUAAAAAAAUCAGCUUUGAGUUGAACUUCAAAUAAAACUGAAACAUCUCGAUGCAUUGCAUUAAAACGUUUAAACGACAUGAUAUACAAUGAUAACAUGAACCAGGCAGGUUUUGUAAAAUUUACCCAAAUAUCAUAUAGUUUGUGUGUGUUAUCAUAAAUGGCACAAUCAAUCAUUUAUAUCUUACAGUGUGUAGUUCUAAAGUUUCCACUGUUGUGGAUGUUGAAUGAGGAUGAAAAUUUCAUAUGUUGUUGUACCCUUGAAUGAUGCUUUAGACAAAUGUGUUCAGUUCUCUGUAUAAUGUCUUUAAAUUUGGUAAAGGCACGUAUUUCUUGAAGAGUUGCAUAUUUAAAUAUAAGGGACAAUGGAAUUAAAGUAAUAUUAUGGGUUCGAAAGUUAAACCUAUUUUACCAUCAUUUGUGGCUCCUUCAUGAAUUGAAAAAACAGGGUCACAGUUGAGGUAUUUACAUAAAUAUGAAAUGGCCCAGCACAUGAACUGUAAAAUAUAGGGGAGAGCGGGGAUGAACGUACAGUAACGUUUUUUUGGUUGCCUCAAUCGCUCAAAAAAUGAAGCUUGAUUAAUCAGAUUUUUACAGAAGCAACAUCCAUAUCUCUGCUACAAAUGAACACUUAAAGAUACCGCUCUUGUACUAUUACAGCAUAAGUGACAGAAGUGCAAACGUUACAACUUACCCCAUGGGUGGGGUUCAUUGUACCAGACAGAGGGUUAGUUGUAACACUUGCUAGAAAAUUCUGUUCAA
Messenger RNA from Triplophysa rosa, 2787 nucleotides. RefSeq names its product protein phosphatase 1, regulatory (inhibitor) subunit 2 (gene ppp1r2). NCBI's taxonomy places the organism in Eukaryota, Metazoa, Chordata, Actinopteri, Cypriniformes, Nemacheilidae. The transcript is spliced from 6 exons. Gene Ontology annotation, molecular function: protein phosphatase inhibitor activity. Gene Ontology annotation, biological process: regulation of signal transduction. The record is from RefSeq and is a predicted model, not a curated record. The coding region runs from base 237 to 845 and encodes 202 amino acids.